AAACGAGACCGUGAGUAUUGGCUGCCAGAGCAGAAGGCGCGUUUCCUCGGAUGACUGCGCCUUUGGGCAGAGAAACAUUGCAACAAACCAUGCAACGAAGAAACUCACUCUCGGGAACAAAUUCUUCAAACACAUCGAGACAACAUUGCAAAUUUAAAAGAUGUCAGGUGAGACAUCUGCUGCUCCUCCAGAAGAAAUCCAGAUAGAUGAUGAAGUGGAAGAGAUUGAAGAUGACGAAGAAGAAGAAGAGGUAGAGGAGGAAGAUGAUGAUGUGGAAGAGGAAGAAGAGGAAGAAGAAAUUGAGGCUGUAACGCAUGGGAGAAGUACUGGUCGAGGCUUAACCUUAAAAACCCUAUUGAAAGAAGGGGUGCUCCAACCAGGAGAGGGUACGAUGACCAUCAACUAUCUGGGAAAUAAGUUCAAGGGUGAUCUGCUAUCUGAUGGGAGAAUUCGAUCUCAAGAAACUAACAAGAUUUUCGGUACUCCAAGUGCUUGGGCCAUAUACUGUAAGAAAAUUGUUAAUCCAGACAAGAAAUCAGGUUGUGGAUGGGCUUCAGUUCGAUAUAGAGGAAAAAAGUUGGACUCCUACAAGAAUAACUGGUACCGACAAAAAAGGCUUGAAUUUGAACGAGAAGGGGAAGCGUUGGGUGAGAAAUUUGAUGAAGAAGAGAUGACAGACAGUGACAGUGAUGGACCUCAUGAGCAGGAGAUAGUGGAGUUUGAACUGAUUGGUAAUCGACAUCCCAAUCAUGAUAUGAACACCAUGGUUGAGCUGUCAAGCUUCCAGUCCUUGGGGAGAAUGCAACCAUUUAACGUUACCAUGUCAUCAUCUGCCAUGGCUGUUGUAGAUGUUCAUGCCCAUCUUUCUACAUCGGAAGUAGUUGGCUAUCUAGCCGGGCAGUGGGAUGUUACUAAUCACAAUUUGAUAGUGUCUCAUGCCUUACCGGUAAGAUGUCGCCUUGGUGAUGGUGAGAAGGGUAGCACUGUGGAAAAGGCUCUUUAUGAUGAAAUGGAAAAGCUUAAUCUCUCUUUGGUUGGAUGGUAUCAUACUCAUCCAUUUUCUCCACCACUGCCAACCUUGCGAGAUAUUGACUCUCAGUUAGAAUAUGAGAUGAAGAUGAAAGGCAGUAAUGAUGCUAGUUACACACCUUGCAUUGGCCUUAUUGUUUCUCCUUAUGUUAGAGGGGGAGGACAAGGUGCUACAACAAGUGGAUUUUGGGUGAUGCCGCCCCCUGAACACAAGCCACAAGAAUAUGGUCGACCAAUGAGCAUUCAAUUUACCAUUGUUCAAGAUGCUUUUAUUCCAAAGGAUGCACUGGUACAUGUGCAUAAAUGUGUGCGGUACUACAAGGAUUCCCCUGACAGUGUGAUUUUCACCGAUAUAUUCCAAGAUCGAUAUACAUAUUGGGAUAAACUGAAGACUGCUAUUAAGAUGUGUGUUCCAAAAGACCACUAUGGACCAUUAAUAGAAUAUCUAGCCAAGCUUUUGGAGUUGAAGAACUUUGUGAAUGAAGCUAACAUACCCCCACUGUCCCUUCCACCACCUUCAAAGCCGAAAACACCAUUAUCUAACGUGAAACCACCAGACUCUCCAGAAGUUGUUCCACUUGACGAUGAUGUGUCUAGCACUUCAGCACCAGCAGCUGCAGAAAUGCUCUCAGAAGCAGUGAACGAAGAACGUAUUCAAACUAUAUCACCUCCAAAUAGUGUAUGUACUGUAGACUCAGCUUCUGAACCACCAGGAAGAGGUGGGGAUACAAGCCCUCCUACAGUUCAGCAGAUGGAUGUAACCUAUAAUCAAGAACAUGAAAAGUCCCCUAGGGGAGAAUCUCCACAAAAUACUACUCCAGAGCCAGAACCAAAGCCAGAAUUUCAGCCAAUCACCUACCGUGAGCAAAGCCCGCCUCCUUACCAACCACCACCAUAUCAGUCACAGUUCCAUCCACCACCAUAUCAGCCUCCACAGGAUGAUACAGCAUAUCAGGAACAGAACCAUAAACUAACUCAGCAAAAUGAUUAUUAUGCUGAUGAUUACAGAACAAAAUCACAGGAAAAACUAUCAGAUUAUGAUCAAGAUGAAAUUUCUGAGGAACCUCUUGAAUACACUGAACCUCCACCAGAUUACCACCAGCAACAUUUCACCAUUAGUUCUUCAACAUUUGAGCCAUCAAGCUCAGAGCCAUAUGUGCAAGAAGAUCCAAAGUCUUCAGUUUUAUCAGAGGAAAGUACUGGUGGCAAUAUAGAGCCAGAGGAUGAACCAGAAGUAGUCUCAGAAUAUCCUGAAAGCAUUCCUAAUGACCGAUGGACACAAAGACUGAGUGAAACUAUGCAACAGUCAUCCCAUCAGUCUCAUUCCUUACAUCAGCAGUCUUCUCAUCAGUUAUCACAUCAGUUACAUCAGCAGUCUCAGCCUCAUCAGCAAUCACAGUCUCUUCAGUUACAUCAGCAGCAACAGUCUCAUCCAAUGCAUCAGCAGCAACCAUCUCAGCAGCGUCAUCAGCAGUUGCAGUCCCAGGACCUAUUGCAACAACAGUCCCAAGAUUUGCAUACACCUUCUCACUCUCAACAUAUGCAUCAACAGCCUCAGUCACAACCGCAAUCAUUGCAUCAACAGUCACAGUCCAUCCAACAUCAUCAGCAGACGCAGCCCUUACAGUUGCAUCAGCAGUCACAAUCUUUACAACUGCAGCCUCAACCUUUACAGUUGUUACAAAAUUCACAAAUACAUCAACCAUCAUCACAAUCCCAACAGUUACAUCAGCUUCAUCAAGAUGACUUACAAGCAAUGGAUAUAGAUGCACAGAUUUCUCAGUCACAGAACAUUUAAAAAAAUUAAUUUUCCUGGAGUCACAAGUUAUUAACACUUUCAUGACAAACUUUUUUUAGUUUUAGACUCCUUGAAGGUAGAGUAUUGUACACUAUUCUGAAUUUAAAAAUCAUAUGUAUUUAAAAAUUUUGAAGAUAAAUGUAGAGCAGGAUAACUGAAUUUUUUCUUGAAACAAAAGUGAUUUUUUAGCACAAAACUAUGAUUUAAAGUACUCCUAUUCAUGAGUCUAUAAUCCCAGACAUUCCAUUCCCCCAUUUAAAGAUUAUAUGCUGGCUGCCUGGCAGUACCACACACAUGCCUCUGGACUUUGCAUUCUACUUCAUUAGGAAUAUCACCUCUUUAGUUUAAAUUAUGGCUGCAAAGAAAUGAGCAGGGGUUGUCUUGAAAAAUUAGUUUUGUUUAAAAAAAAUUUAGGUGUUAGAUUGACAAAGCUAUCAUUUGCAUCUCUAAUCACAAUUUAGGGGAAGGAUUGAGCUGCUGUAGAUGCAGUGAAACUAACUACUUUGUACAUGAGGUUCAAUAGCUUUUGGGCUUGAAUUUAGGAAGGAACCCAGUGCUUUAAUAAAGUCAAAAGCUUGAGCAUGCAAUAAAACAAGGAUUCUGUAUUUGUAAGACAUUUAGAUACAGAAACUAAUGUGCAGUAGACCAUAUUAACCAAACAAAACAGUUGCUUACCAUCACAGUUCCUGGCUCAGUGUAUAUUGUGAAAGAGUGCAUGAUUAAAUAGAGGGACAAAGGUAUAACCUGAAAGUGAAGUUUGUCAUCAGUGGUACAUUUGUCAAAGAAUUUUUCAAAACAGAAAUACUUGUGACCUGCACGAAGGGAAAGUUGGAAAAGAGAAUUCUUGAAAGAUGGCGUCUGUUGGCGAAACAACCUGAUGGCCGUUACUGGACAAAGAAGACAAUCUUCAUUGGAAGAGGAAAGCAUUCCAGGAAUAGCAGCAAGUCCAUGAACAAGCUACAUUUUGCCAAAAGGCUGAGUCUUGGUAAUGAACUUUCGGGGAAAAUGAGAGCCAAGAAGACUACUUAAGAGAUGGAAUGAGAAAGUCUUUCCCAAAAGGGUAUGAAGCUGGAGUGAGAAACUUUUCCCAACAGGGUAUGAAGCUCUCAAGGCUAGGAGAAAUGCAUGUUUUUUGGGUCUUCGUACAUUUGCCUUUUGGGUCGGAUUCACCAAGUAUCAAACCAUUUCCACUUUCCAGUGAAAGGUAAUUGGUAGUGGUUAUGCAAGAGGUGGUAAUGACUGGUGCUAUAACAUUUUAGAAGUCGGUCCCUCUGGGACUGGGCUGGUUAACCUCCAUGCGUGACCUUAAUUCUUAAACUUCACAAGGACCUGUCUCAGAAGCCCAGACAUGGCAAAGGUCUAGACAUCUAGGCCAUUCGAGACCUGAAGCAUGACAUCCACUGUUAAAGAAGCUGUGUUUGACUAAUGAGAGCAGUACAGUGGUAUGGCAUCCAGUGAAAUAAACAGAUGCAGCAAGGGCAUUUAUAUCUGCUAGAAGGCCUUGCAGAUAAAAUCUGCAUAAUGAUGCAGAAUAAAAGCACCAAAACACCAUUUGUGGUCAAUUACUGAUCAAUUUCUGUUACAUUAAAAUGUACAAAAAGCUAUAAAAUCUGUAGACACAAGCUGUAGAGAGAUCUUUUGUGAGAAAGGGAAGAAAAAACAAAAAACAAAGUAAUGGGAAAGGAGAAAGGUUUGCUUAAAUUGGCUUAGUCUAAGAAAAAGCUUUAUAAUCUCAAGUGUAUGUGUGGUACUGCCAGUGAGCAAGUGGAGUCUUCUCCCUCAUAAUUAAGAAUAGAGUUUGUAGAAAUAGUUAAGACCCACAAACUUGGGCUAGUGUACGUUAAUUGAUAGGUUGGUAAGUUAAACACAAUUUUUUAGCAAAAUAUUUUUGUAAUGUAAAGUUUUUUAAACUUUGAGUAUUUGUAUUUCUGCGGGCCUUUGAAUUUUAUAUUGAUAUAAUGCUAAUUUAAAGGAAUUUCUCUUCUAUAUACCUAAGCUCUAAGACCUGUAUAAAAUUUGCCUAUUGGAUUCUCAACAUAUAAUAUAAGAACAUCUUUUUCCAUGUAAUGCAUUUAUUUAUUGAUGUAAUGCUCUUUUUGUUGCAUUAUAACACGGUAUAAUAUUGUUACAUUCAGCUCAACAACAAUCGAUUGUCCUGCAUGAAGAUUCAAUGUACAUGUGCAUUGCCCCAUUCCAGUAUUUUCCAACAUUUACUUCGCCUAAAUAUUAAUUGGCUUUCACCAUGCCCCUUUUUAAAUUGUAUUUAACUUAAUUGUCACAGGCUUACACCAUGCCCCUUUUUAAAUUGUGUUUGAAAUUAUUUUCUAGAUGCUUUACCGGAAAGCAGAAUUGUAGUACACUACCUUCUGCCAGAACAAGGACAUCAAAAUUAUUGCAAUUUUUGAUUAAUUAGAUAGGUUUUAUGACGAUUGUUGUACCAAACCUUGUGUCAAUUAUUUCAGCUUCUGAGAUUAACAUUUUUGUGGAUUUAUUUGGAAAGACUAACAUUAGUGAAUUGUGUCUUUUAAGGGUAGGAAUUUUCAUAUACUAUACAGUAUUGUAUUGGCAGAUGUAGAAUAUAGUUAUAAAUAGUUUCAUAAUGUGGGUCAAUGUAUCCAAGGACGGUAAUAUGUAAGCAAUAUUUUUUAUUGCAUUUGCAGACCUAUAAAAUUUAAGUGAAAUAUAUGUUGAAAACAGGAAGUUUA
This is a messenger RNA of Macrobrachium nipponense, 5532 nucleotides long. Its product is annotated as MPN domain-containing protein CG4751-like. Bases 161 to 2827 code for a protein of 888 amino acids. Gene Ontology annotation, molecular function: metallopeptidase activity; protein binding. NCBI's taxonomy places the organism in Eukaryota, Metazoa, Arthropoda, Malacostraca, Decapoda, Palaemonidae. The transcript is spliced from 11 exons. The record is from RefSeq and is a predicted model, not a curated record.